Molecule: messenger RNA, 984 nt
Organism: Penicillium soppii
Lineage: Eukaryota; Fungi; Ascomycota; Eurotiomycetes; Eurotiales; Aspergillaceae
Product: MCP1 family protein
Exons: 2
Coding region: 1-984 (327 amino acids)
Biological process (GO): mitochondrion organization; lipid homeostasis
Cellular component (GO): mitochondrial outer membrane
Source: RefSeq, a predicted model, not a curated record
AUGCCAUCCCCCGAGCUCCAAAAACCGGAGGAUAUCGACACCAAGUCGAUCAUCUCUAUGCAAGAGCUGGACCCAUCGCCAGUUGAAGAUACUCCAGGCUUUGAGACCGGCGAAUAUUUUCCUAGGAUUGAACCAACCUCUCAAAACGGUGCCGGGUUUCCUAAAAUAGGGCUCAGCGGCCAUCGCUGGGACACAUGGUUGACCCGUAUACAAAAAUACUCUACCUACCCACCGACAGUAUUCACGAUCCUCCACUUCACCAACACUUCACUGAUUCCCCUCGUAACUCGCUCCGUGCCCUCAAGCGAGUCCUACCUGCUGCUCACGCGGCCCAUCUACCAAGCCCCAGGCCUUGAACACCUUGUUUUAACCAUACCCGUUCUUGCACACAUAAUCUCCGGGAUUACACUGCGUAACAUCCGCGCCACACGCCGCGCACGUCUAUAUGGCGCCGAGACCCGUGCUCAGCGGAACACACUAUACUUCUGGCCUCGGGUGUCCCUCCAGGCUCGAUCUGGGUAUUUCAUUGUGCCGUUGAUCGGUCUCCAUGUACUAGUCAACCGCGCUACACCAUUGAUUGUUGAUGGUGGUAGUUCCGGUGUGGGGCUGGCAUAUGUUGCGCAUGGCUUUGCUCGCAUUCCCAUGUUUUGGAAUGCUUUCUAUUUCUUCUUUGUGACUGCUAGCGUAUGGCACUUUGUUGGUGGGUGGGCGACAUGGAUGGGUUGGCGAGUAACUACUGCGCGCAAGGAGCGUGGUCAGAAGGCCUCGCUUGAUGGGUUGCUUGGUUUCUCGGAUAGCAAUACUCGAUCGAAGAGACAGCGCAAGAUGUGGUGGGUUGUCAAUGGAGUUGCUGCUGCUGGUGCAGCAUUUUGGCUUGCUGGUGCUCUUGGCAUUGUCGGUCGUGCUGGUGAGGGAGUUGGUUGGGAGGCCAAGGGUUGGAAUGAGAUGUAUAGCCAGGUUCCUAUCAUUGGAGGGUGGUUGUGA